CGACAGCGAAUACAAAGCGUUGUACCCUGCGGCGCCCUUGCAAUCCGCGCUUUAUACCUGGCUAACUGCGGGCUCCAGACGGAUCCAGGCCCAGAGACCGCACCGCAUCGUUGUCGGCACUAUCUCCAAAUCUGCCGUGACGGGGGAGCUAUGCCCCACCUUGCUCACUCUUUGCCCUCACUCCCUCGCUGUGCCUCACACAAGGCCGGGGCCUUGGGGGGGUGAGGGCCCAGCACAAUGCAAUGUCGUGCGCUCGUGCCCUCUGAUAAAUCUUGGCUCGUUCAUUCGUCUUGAUUUCUAACAUCUCCACGAGAGCCUCCGGAUCGAUUUUUGAUAUUGCCCGUCCGGGGGGGCUCAUACUCUCGUCUUGUUAAUUAUUCCUUCUAAUCCUCUCACUCUCUUGCUUCGGGCGACGGCUGCCCACCUUCUGUUGUGUACCACCGACAAAUGGCCACUGGCAGAUGCGAACAGUAACCAGCCAGCGAACUUCCCGGAAAGGCGACCAGUCAUGCUCAGCAGCUCAGGCCCAUUCAACAGGAACUCAUAGAAAAGUCUACUCUGGACGAGAUGAGAUGAUCUGGUCCAGAGAUGAGCCGGGAUGACUACACUCCACGGGGCCUAUCCGACCCGGAGUCCCAUCUUGAUCUUGCCGGCCAACGUCAGCGACCUCAGGUUGAUACAGGCACUGGGUCGGAGGCAGUUGCACCGUCACCAAAUCAUCAAGGUCGACAUGUUACUCUCAAUGCCAUUGUCGAGGUCGAUAUGCUGCGGCACAAACUUCGUGCCCUCGAAAAUCUUGUCGAACGUUACGGCAUUUCAUCAAACAUCCCCUCUCUUUCUGAAGCUGAAGAGGCUCGGGCUCUCCAGUAUCGUUGUGAAUGCCUCGAAGCUGCAUGUAAGCAACAGAACAUGGACGUCGCCCGCGCUUUAAAAGGCUCAUCUCCAUUUCCACCACCUCAAGAAUAUACAUCAUGGCUCGAUCAUCAUCUUGCGCAUCAUGAUCGAGUAACACACUCUUUCCCCUCCGCGGCUUCUACUUCUAUUACCAACUUCUCGAGGGCACCCUUUAAGUGUUCGGACGAACAAUGCAUCCACUAUGUUUACGGAUUCUCGACGCAUCUGGAACGGGACAACCACCUUAGACUGCACUUAGCGAAGACUGCAGGUGAAUCUGGAUCAUUUGUGCCUGCCCAGAGCUCUUCGAGUGUUUCCGAAAUACCAGAGACAGGCAGCGGUGCUCUGCCUCGGGAUCGGUUGCCGCCUAUUCAACCCCCAACCACAAUCGUAACGAGUAAUCUCCCUCCUCUACCAUUCCCGACACCCUCAACCGCCUCCACAGCGACGACAAGAAGGGACCACAGUUCAAGCUUCUCUUUCUCGGACCCUAAAACUGCGCUGUCAAGAAGCGGCGAGGAAACCACAUCUGACCCACAGCUGCCUCCUCUCAAAAGAGCUCGCGUCGGACAUGAUCGUCUGAAGUCAAUAGGGGAGCUGAAGCUACUCCACAACAAUGACCCGUGUCUUCGAUGUCGAGCUUCGAACAGACCUUGCGAUGCAAACAACCCCUGUUCCCGAUGUUCGGGGAUGCCGUCAUCCGAGUCCGAGGCACAUUGGAGUAUCUUGGGAUGUUAUCGUGGAUCAGUGACCUCUCUUGUUGAUGUUUUGCUUCAAGGAUCGUUCGCCUGGUCACAACCUCAAACACCGCUAACACCCUCUUAUCCUCGGCGAGGGAGCAUCAACGAUCAAAUACUCGCCCAGAACCCCACUUUGUUAGCCGUAAAAAGGCCUGCCUGGAGGCUUGAUUUUCAGGAUACUUUUUGGUGGCAGGAUGGAGAGCCUGGCCUUGAUGAGCGUAUUAACCAGCCUCUAGGUCCUGGCUACCACGAUCAAGGGACAGCGCCACCUGUCCUACAGCUCAUUGCCUCUAGCCCAAGUUUCCGGGGUGCUGCCUUUGAUCUUCUGGAGCUGUUGAGUGCCAGCGGUCAGUUUUCCAUGUCCCGGGAAGAGGAACAAACGACACAUCCCUCGCUUUUUCGCGUCAAGCAGCUCUUGCGCGAAAUCAUAUUUUACGACACCUCUCAGCCGAGCCAAAUAUUACGGAGCGAAGGCACCUAUCUUCCGCGCACGCCUGUUGAUCAUCGUCCGUCUACCGAGCGCAACGUUUCCUUGAGGGAGUGUACCCGACGGUACUUGAUAUCUCUGGAUUUCGCAGCUUCUAUUUUACCUACUAUGGGCCUGAGGCAGUGGCUAGGGGUCUUCGUUUCGAUCUGCAUCUUUAGUGCCGUUAACACCAUAUUGGUUGACAUUGCCUUAUCGUUCCAGGGAAGCGAUCCAUCGCAGGCCAGCACAACACCCACGGAACGACCCGACCAAGUCAUUCGAAGUGUCUACCAAGCUUUGGUCUCUCUGUUCGCUACUUCAAACGACCCUUUGUCCAAUGUAUCUGAGCUCGAAGACCCCAUCGCCCGUAACAUUGCAAGAAUCAUCCGCCGAGACCAGUGGCCGCCACGGCAUUUAUUUUCGAGCUUUGAUUUUCUUAUGAAUCUCGGUAUGGGGGAAAUCCCUAAUGCUGGUUUUAACGGCUUUGUUUUGCCAAGAAGGCAAUCAUUAGAUUUAAGGGGCUCAAGGGUUUUCCCCCUAACACAACUGGAGAGUACGGCAAGACAGCUUUACCUGAAGUCCACGCCAUCCCUUACUUCAGCAGGUCUGUCGUCACAAUACAUACCUUCUGGCUCGCGGUCGGAUUUUCCUUUGCCUGGUCAGUUCUCAUUGCCAGGUGAUGUUGGAGGACGCACCCGAAGACAUACGAUAGGUGAUGAUGUAUCACCACGUCUGGAAUCCCGGCGACUUUCGGGUGAACCAAUUUCCCCGUCAAGGCUAAAACCACCUUCUCGUCGAACUUCUCUACGCCGAGUGUACUGCGACAAGUGUAAUGAACACCCAGAUGGCUUCCGUGGUGACCACGAGUUACGCCGCCAUAUUGAUGCCAAACAUUCAGCCACGGUCAAGCGAUGGGUCUGCAAAGAACCCAAGAGCCAAAUGCCUUCUGCCCCCCAACCAGUGAUUCCAUUGUCAAGAUGCAAAGCAUGCUUAGCACAGAAACGCUAUGGCGCAUAUUAUAACGCUGCUGCACACCUCCGCCGCGCACACUUCCGACCUCAUCGAGUGGGUAAAGCUAGUGGUGACUGGCCAUCCAUGAGUAUUUUGAAAGACUGGAUGCGAGAAGUGCGCCAAUCGGUCGAUGUUCCGGAAGAGCAUAUCUCCAGCGGUGAAGAUGACAUGGACGAUUAUCCAGCACCCGCUGACUACAGAGAUCCGAUACCGCAACAAGUCCCCACGAUUCCUGAUGCAUUACCAGCAAUUUCUACCUUAGGUCCAUUACUUUCGUCAAGUUCUAUCGAACCAUCAAUACCAAUCGAACGAGCAAGUCCGUCUCGACGGCCCACUGAAAAUCGCACCAGGUGCCCUCAUCCGGACUGUGGCCGUGAGUUUCGCGACCUGGCUUCUCAUAUGCUUACACACCAAGAAGAGCGGCCUGAAAAAUGCCCUAUCGUAACAUGCGAGUACCAUACGAAAGGAUUCGCACGCAAGUACGAUAAGAAUCGCCAUGCUCUUACUCAUUAUCGUGGAACGAUGGUAUGCCCAUUCUGUCCUGGUGUUGGCAGCCCCUUCGAGAAAGUCUUCACUCGUGCCGAUGUCUUCAAACGGCACCUAACUGCUGCCCAUCAAGUUGACCAGACAGGCCAUAGCAGCGGCCACCGGCUACCAGGGGUGGAUGAUCCUGUAGGCACGAAAGCAAGGUGCUCUAUAUGCAAGAACGGGUUUGGUACUGCGCAGGAUUUCUAUGAACAUCUAGAUGACUGUGUGCUUGGCGUAAUUGUGCCAACGACAAAUACGUCAAGUCAGCCAACCCGACUGCAAGGAUCACCCCGAUAACAUUGGAUCGCAAAAUGGGCUGUAUAAUUGACAGGACUACUACGAUGUCCGAUGAAAACUGAACGAACGCUACGGCUGGGAUUAUAUUGAACGAUAGGGGCAGUGAAGCGAUUAUUCAUCAUUACUACUUCUUCUUUUUCUGCUCUCCCUUCUUCCCUUUUGUUAUUUUUUAGCAUCAUUAAGAGUAUGUGCCUGGUGCACCGCAGGAAUAAGUUUCGAUUCUAGAUACCACCAAGAGUUACGGCGGCAUUGGUCGCAUUUUUGUUUUACUAUCAGCAUAUCCUUUGAUCAGGCAUUAUGUUUUUAUGUUUAUAUUUAGUCUAGUACGCAACUUGGAGUUGCAACUGGCUCAUUAUCGUUACAUCUCUUAUAUGUCACCAAACCUCUUUGAUCAUUGGCAAGGCAAGAUUUGAAAUACGUACUUAUUGUAAAAGCCCAAGUCUGGGCUGAUACAUGAUUCAUCUGCCCCUCUCCCGUUUAGACAUGCAUCAUAAUAAUAAUAAUACCUCCUCAUGUAUCAAAGUGACAUACGCGAACUUUUAAAUUCCGAAACCAGGAAUGACUAACUAAUGAUAUAUUAAACCCAGACGCCAAGAUCAUGCUGUAAACCGCUGACUGCUACGGAAUAAAAUGUGUGUAACGCAGUGAUUCGCUCCGAAUACAACCAUGCUUGGACAUGAUCACUUCGAAUUAGAAUCAUCAGACGGCACAGCCGUCUUCUCAUUGAUUGGGUCAACCAUGAGAGACUCGUCGCGACGGCCAAUGUGCUUGGGGCUAGAGCGCUUGAAGAACUCAUGAAUCUCUGGCGAGAACUCGCCGUCAUCGGGCAUGGCACCUUCAGUCUCCUUGGGACCGCGGCUGGCCUGGACAAGCUCCCAUUCGGUACGCAUAUCCUGGACCUUGGUCCGCCAGUCAGCCUCGGGGUCGUAACUCUUACCGAGGCCUCGGAAGCGCUCCCACAGGGACAAAUGAGCAGGGUUGACAGCAACACCGUGGUACUCACUCUCCUUGCCAUCCCGAAUAUAGUACCAGCGGCGCUCCUGCUCCUUAAGAUCAAGACCGGUAGUGUCGGGAAGGAAGAUCCAAGUCAGAAGCAUACCAGCGAGACCGAACCAUGGGACGACGUAGAAUUUAGUCUGGUCAUCGAUGUAGUUGUAGAGAACGGAAGCGAGAAGAGCGCCAGAUUUGCCGAUACAGGCGGAGAAGCCGUGGGCAGUAGCACGGAUGGGCGUGGGGAACACCUCACCAGCCACGAGGAAGGUGACCGAGUUGGGACCGAACUGGUUAAAGAAGGACGAGAUGAAGUACAUGGCCUGGAAAGCAUGGAUACCCGCGGGACUGGUGUAGUAGUCGAACUUGAAGGCGGGGAUAACGAACAUCAAGAAGCACAUGAAGAAGCCCACUUGCUGCAUCAUCUUCCGGCCGUACAUCUUGUUAUCGAUGAGAAGAGAUGCGAGAUAGUAGCCGGCCAGGGAGACGGUGAUAUUGACAAGGUUCCAGGUCCAAGUAGUGAACCUAGACUUGCUGUCAGGAGAGAUGACCUUGAUGAACUGACCCUGGAAAAGCUUGUUGCCGUAGAAGAAGACAUCGUUGCAGAA
This is a messenger RNA of Fusarium verticillioides 7600, 5534 nucleotides long. RefSeq lists its product as hypothetical. The transcript is spliced from 5 exons. Bases 589 to 3936 code for a protein of 1115 amino acids. The record is from RefSeq and is a predicted model, not a curated record. Lineage: Eukaryota; Fungi; Ascomycota; Sordariomycetes; Hypocreales; Nectriaceae.